Molecule: messenger RNA, 985 nt
Organism: Chenopodium quinoa (quinoa)
Lineage: Eukaryota; Viridiplantae; Streptophyta; Magnoliopsida; Caryophyllales; Amaranthaceae
Product: RING-H2 finger protein ATL80-like
Source: RefSeq, a predicted model, not a curated record
AGAGUAGAAUUACAAAGGGGUUUACAGAAAUACAGACUACAGACGUACAGUAGAUAAAUGUUGCAUUCACAUUACACACCAUAACAAUUUUUUAUUUUUUUUAAUAUUUAUAUAUACACAUCUCCCAAUCUCGCUCCCAUAUUCUUUCCUUCCUCUGACCUCUUUCUCUCAUCCAAAUUUUCUCUCUCCUCCAAAACCUCUCUCAAUAACCACCCUCAAAAUGAGAUUCCUCCGAAGCAUAAACAACACCACCACCUCUUCGCCGCCGUCCUCCGACGACACCGAAACCGUCGACUCCGACUUCGUCGUCAUCCUCGCCGCUCUCCUCUGCGCGCUUAUCUGCGUCCUCGGCCUUGUCGCCGUCGCACGCUGCGCUUGGCUCCGCCGCUUCGCCGGUGGUGCGGCUUCAGCUCCGGCGAACAAAGGCUUGAAAAAGAAGGUUCUCAAGGCGUUGCCGAAGGUAGCUUACUCCGCCGAACAACACGCCGGUAAACUCUCCGAUGACUGCGCUAUUUGCUUCGACUUCUCCGCCGGCGAAGAGAUCCGGAUUCUUCCUCAGUGCGGUCAUGGCUUCCACGUAUCGUGUAUUGACACGUGGCUUGGAUCUCACUCUUCGUGUCCUUCCUGCCGUCAGAUCCUCGCCGUUAGAUGUCAGAAAUGUGGCGGCGGUUUGCCGGAGAAUUCGGCUGCCGGAGCUCCGACUUCGACAGAUAAUAAUCAUAAUCAUAAUCACAUUCAUAAUAAUACUUUCUUACCUUAGCAUUUUUAAUUUUUUUAGGGGUUAGGUUUUUAGCUUAAGAAAUUACCCCUUUUUCUAUCAUUUUCUCUUGCUAAUGGAGUACAGUACAUAUUUGUGUGUAUUUUUUUUCAAUUAGUAUAGUAUAUAGAUAGAAUUUAUAUAUAAUGAAAUCAAAUUAUGUAAGAUUUUGUGUUUUUAAUUAAAUUAAUUUACCCCUAGUUGCCUAAAAGAAGGCACAAUUCGAGC